Molecule: messenger RNA, 1022 nt
Organism: Aspergillus eucalypticola CBS 122712
Lineage: Eukaryota; Fungi; Ascomycota; Eurotiomycetes; Eurotiales; Aspergillaceae
Product: cupin domain-containing protein
Exons: 1
Coding region: 240-782 (180 amino acids)
Source: RefSeq, a predicted model, not a curated record
UCAAUGACACGUUGGAUGCGAGACAAUCAGCUCAUUGCGUGACGAAAUGCUAACUGUCAUGCAUUCUUCAUCCCCUCACAGGGGGCAAGCAGAACUAAUGACGUCACACAUACUCUCAUUACGGGUGAACUGAUCUUUGAAACCCUUAGAAUCAUGUUCAACCACAACCCCGAUUCCAUUGGCACUAACAUAAAAGAAGAAAGACAAGAACAGAUUGGCGUGUUGAAACUCGAUCAGUCAUGUCGUUCUCUCCUCCUUCAGAAAUUUCCGUGACAUCUCGCCAGAUCCCCAAAUGGGGUGGCAUUCCCAACACCUCGAUCCAGUCUAAGCCACUCAUGAUCUACCACAAAGCUUUUAACGCGUCCGCUAACGAUCUCGCGGCGCACCUGGAGAAAAUUGGCGAGGUCAGACCACAGUGGGUCUAUUCCAUGUACAGUCAAACGCACUUUCACAGCACCACUCACGAGGUGCUGGGUGUGGUUUCCGGCCGUGCACGGCUUUGCUUCGGUGGGGAAGCGAACCCCGAACGCUUCGAGCCGACCGUCGAAAAAGGAGAUCUGAUUAUCGUGCCCGCCGGCGUCGGCCACCGGCUGCUGGAGGAGCUCGGCUCUGACCAGGGUGACCCUUUCCAGAUGGUUGGCGCUUAUCCGCCCCAGAAACAAUGGGAUAUGUGCUAUGGUGACUCAAGGGAGGAAGACAAGGUUUCGCGGAAUAUCCAUGCCUUGAGUUGGUUCCACAGCGACCCCUUGUGUGGCCAGGAUGGGCCUGUGCUGCACGUUUGAAGGAUUCCUUGGGAUAGAUUUUUCGAGCGAUAACAGCGGCCGUGGAUUCUUUACCAUCAAGAUUUCAUAUGUACAUAAUGUUCUUAUCGUAUAUGCACAGUGAUCGUGUAAUCCAAAAAAAAAAAAAAAAGAAAUCAGGUUUUCCCUUUCCGACCCAAGGCUUUGAAACUCCAACCGACCACCACGACAAACAUAAAACUCCAUAACUAAGCUCACGAAGCAAGGAUAUAGCGCCAAGUA